CCGGAAGUCCCUCGGCACAGAAUCUUGAUAACAUGCAGGAGUUCGGAGUCCAAAGCUGUUUCCGCAGUUGGAAAUGAGCUGAACCAUGGCUCUGAACAGCAGAACUCCAGCUGGGUUCGUGUUGUGUUUGUGCUUGGGGCUUUUCUGCGCCUUUUCUGCUCAUUCCGUCAGUCUGGACGGAAAGUGGAGCCUGCGGAACUCGGACGGGUCUGUGGCCGGAUCCGGGUCUGUUCCGGGCUGCGUCCACUCAGCUCUGCAGCAGCUGGGAUACAUCCAGGAUCCUUAUUUCAGGUUCAAUGACGUGGCGUAUCGCUGGAUUGCGUUCGACAACUGGACGUACACGACCACGUUCAACACGUCUGAGCAGCUGAGGUCCAAACAGAAGGUGGUUCUGGUGUUGGACGGCGUGGACACGGUGGCGUCGGUUCAGUUGAAUGGAUUCACUCUGGGUGGAACAGACAACAUGUUCCGUUCAUACGCCUUUUCUGUCCGACCGCUGCUGAAAGAGGCUGAAAACGUGCUGAGCAUCAGUUUGGCGUCUCCUGUUCUUUAUGCGUCUCAGCGGAGGAAGGCUCAUUCUGCUUAUCCUGUUCCUCCAGAGUGUCCUCCAGACGUUCAGAACGGACAGUGUCACGUCAACUUCAUCAGAAAAGAGCAGAGUUCCUUCAGUUGGGACUGGGGUCCUUCGUUCCCUACGUUGGGUUUAUGGAGGGGAGUUCACCUGGAGGCCUUUGACGUCCUGCAGCUCAUCCAGGUUUCUUCUGUUCCUCUGUUUGAUUCCAGCGCCUCCCGGUGGUCGGUGCAGGUGGAGCUGAUGGUUGACGCCGUCCAGACGAGCGACGGCCUGGUCAGCGUCUCCAUCCCUGAGCUGUUCUCAGAUCAGACGUAUCAGAGCCGGUUCCUCCAGGGAAGAACCAAGAACACCUUCAUCCUCCACAUAAACACGAGUACUGAGGUGGACCUGUGGUGGCCCAGAGGACACGGGGACCAGAACUCAUACCGCCUCCGGGUCCGAGGGCUUCGGGACGGAUCUGUGCUCUUCAGUCAGGAGUCAAAGGUGUACUUCCGGACCGUGGAACUGGUCCAGGAACCUGUCCCUGGGUCUCCAGGUCUGAGCUUCUUCUUCCGCAUCAACAGUAAACCGGUUUUCCUCAAAGGCUCCAACUGGAUCCCAGCCCACGCCUUCCAGGACCAGGUCACCCCAGAUAUUCUGUUAAACCUCCUUCAUUCUGCUGCUGACGCCAACAUGAACGCCCUGAGGGUCUGGGGGGGCGGAGUCUACGAACAGGACCAGUUCUAUGACCUCUGUGACCACAUGGGCAUCAUGGUGUGGCAGGACUUCAUGUUCGCCUGUGCCAUGUACCCGACGGAGGCCGACUUCAUCCAGACGGUGAGGUCAGAGGUCAUCCAACAGGUUCAGCGUCUGAAGUCUCAUCCGUCCAUAAUCAUCUGGAGCGGAAACAAUGAAAACGAAGCGGCUCUGGCCACCAACUGGUUCGAUAUCCCAGAAUCCCACAGGGCGACGUACGUGAAGGACUACGUGACGCUGUACGUGGAAAACAUCCGCGCUUUGGUCCAACAGGAGGAUCCCAGUCGGCCCUUCCUCGUGUCCAGUCCGACCAACGGGGCGGAGUCAGAGCGCGAGGGGUGGGUGGCGUCCAACCCCUACGACCCCCACUUCGGAGACACGCACUUCUACAGCUACGAGGACGACUGCUGGGACUGGAGCACGUUCCCCCGCACGCGAUUCGCCUCCGAGUUCGGCUUCCAGUCAUGGCCGUCGUUCUCCACCCUGAAGACGGUUUCCGUCGACGACGACUGGAGCUACGACAGUAACUUCUCCUCCCAUCGUCAGCAUCACGAACAUGGAAACCAGCAGAUGUUACGACAGGCUGCCUUACAUUUCCACCUGCCCAACUCCACCGACGCCCUGAAGAGGUUCACCCACACACUGUACAUGACCCAGGUGAUGCAGGCCCAGUGUGUGAAGGCUCAGACUGAGUUUUAUCGCAGAAGUCAGACUGAGAUCAUCGACGGCAAAGGACGCACCAUGGGCGCCCUCUACUGGCAGCUCAAUGACAUUUGGCCGGCGCCGUCCUGGUCAUCCAUCGAGUUUGGAGGGAAGUGGAAGAUGCUUCAUUAUUUUGCUCAGGACUUCUUCGCUGCCGUUCUUCCCGUCGGCUUCGAGGACGAUGGAACCCUGCUGAUCUACGCCGUUUCAGACCUGAGUCCAGACCUGACGCUCAGGGCCGUGGUGUCCGUCCACUCCUGGUCUGGUCUGGACCCCGUGUGCACCCUGAGGUCAGACCUGGUUCUGGUACCCGGCGGCAGCGCUGUGGUGGUCUUAAAGCAGGAGGUGGCCGCCCUGCUGGCAGGAUGUGGACGCUGCACCCGCCUCAGCUGCCUGCUCACCUUCCACCUGGAGGACGGGACCGGCGUCCAGCGGGGACCGUCCAACUACCACUUCCUCUGUUCCCCGAAGGACGCCGAGGGGCUCCGAAAAGCCAACAUCACAGCCAAAGUGCAGGAGGAUGAGUCUGGGUUCAGCGUCACCCUGCGGUCCGACGCCGUGGCGCCGUUCGUCUGGCUCGACGUGGGAAACAUCGCGGGACGCUUCAGCUCUAACGGCUUCCUGAUGGUGAGCGCAGACAGGACGGUGGGGUUCACGCCGUGGCGUCCCACCAGCGUGUCCCAGCUGUCCACGUCUCUGAGCGUCACGUCUUUACGGGACGUUUACUGACCCCCCCCUCAGCUUCAUGCAGAUGUGUUUGAACGUCUCAUGGGAGUCGGUACUUUGGACCAGUUCUGCCCCGGCUGACACGUCUGCAUCGUCUCAGACUGUCCUCUGAAGAGAACGCUGACGUGACCUUUAACCCUGGUUGAACGCACACAUACAUGUCAGAUUAUGAGGAGAUUAAAGAGGGUUUUCUUCCUGCCUGGGCGCUGGACCACAAGAAAACACACAUGGAAUAGGAAUCCAUGUGUCAGAUCAUGUUAUUGAGCACCUUAGAAUAGUUUGUAAGUGAAUUUUGUGAUAUGUUAAAAAUUUAAUAAAUAUAUUCUUUAAAAAAA
Messenger RNA from Sphaeramia orbicularis (orbiculate cardinalfish), 3072 nucleotides. It is a transcript of the gene manba, whose product is annotated as mannosidase, beta A, lysosomal. The coding region runs from base 86 to 2740 and encodes 884 amino acids. Gene Ontology annotation, biological process: carbohydrate metabolic process; glycoprotein catabolic process. NCBI's taxonomy places the organism in Eukaryota, Metazoa, Chordata, Actinopteri, Kurtiformes, Apogonidae. The transcript has 17 exons. Gene Ontology annotation, molecular function: beta-mannosidase activity. The record is from RefSeq and is a predicted model, not a curated record.